UGAGGGAGUUCGGAACACAGGAAACGCCUGAGCGAAAGGGAAAAACACACAGCUUACUAGUACUGGUGUGUCAGAGAGAACACACACACACACACAAUCAGCCAUACAGUACCAAACAACAAGCUCUCCUCUGCUCUGUUGUUUUUCCCCUUGUCUAACUGGUCUACUGAGGGUGAGAGAGGAUCGUUGUGAGUGACAGCUGUCUGUAGGAGGGGGGUCUGGGAGGAAUGUCACGGCGGGACCAGCGUUUUCGGCGAGGAAUGAAAGGAAGGUGCUGUGAAUGUGGCUGUAUCUUGUCUCAGUGGUACUAUGAGAGGGAGGCUAAGCUCUUCUGUAAGAGACACUACUGGGCCCGCUAUGGGGAGCACUGCCAUGGCUGCAAGGAGGCCAUCACUACAGGGCUCAUCAUGGUUGCUGGAGAACAGAAGUUCCACCCUGAGUGUUUUACCUGUAUGAACUGCGGGAUGUUUAUUGGAGACGGAGACACUUACACGCUUGUGGAACGUUCUAAACUCUACUGUGGUCACUGUUACUGCCAGGGAAGGGGUUCCCCUGUGAAAGGGUUGAGCGGGCCACUGACCAGGAGUCACCACACAGUGGCGCUGGUGUCUCUCCCUCACCCUGUCAUCGGUCGCCGAGGACUGGCUGUGUCUACGGAUCACAGUCAAAAGGAGGGGACGGUUGUCAAGGUGACAGAGUUGGGCGGAGCUCUUCUAACCUCUGACCUGCUUACCUCCAUUCACGUUGGUGACCGGGUCUUAGAAAUAAACGGCACUCCAGUCCGAAAUAUUUCACUGGAUGAGAUACAGCACGUAAUCCAAGACACAGGUCGCCCAGUUCAGCUGACGGUAGAGCACAACCCCUCUACCUCUGGAGAUCCUCUCCCCCCCGCGGUCGCCCAGGACGCCAGCCCCUGCACUGACUCUUGUGUCCAUGACAACCUCAAAAGUUCUCACAAGCUCCCCAGCCUGGAGGAGGAGCCUAACCCGGAGGAGCAGACGGAAGAGCCAAUCAGACUCAGCCGUUCACCGACUCAGGGCCAGGGACUCACGGGAAUGCGCUCCAGACACAUCCUACGUAGCUGCAGUAUAGAUAAGUCCCCCCUUUCUCAGGGUGCUAUGCCGUUGCAGUCUCAGCGGAGGGACAUGGCUCGCUCUGAGUCAUUGCGUGUGGACUCUGUAGAGAAAGCCCACCGAAUCUUCAGAGCCUCGGACCUCAUCCAUGGAGAAGUGCUUGGCAAGGGCUGCUUUGGGCAGGCCAUCAAGGUGACACAUAAGGAGACAGGGGAGGUGAUGGUGAUGAAGGAGCUGAUCCGCUUUGAUGAGGAGACACAGAAGACCUUCCUCAAGGAGGUGAAGGUCAUGAGAUGUCUGGACCACCCCAAUGUUCUUAAGUUCAUCGGGCUACUCUACAAAGAUAAACGUCUGAACUUCAUCUCCGAGUACGUCCAAGCAGGGACUCUACGAGAAACCAUCAAUAAAAUGGACAGUGACUUCCCCUGGAGAGUUAGAGUGAGCUUUGCCAAGGACAUUGCUGCUGGAAUGGCGUACUUACAUUCCAUGAACGUCAUCCACCGUGAUCUCAACUCACACAACUGCCUUGUUAGAGAGAACCAGAGUGUGGUGGUGGCAGACUUUGGCCUGGCCAGGCUGGUGGUGGAGGAGAGGAACCAGGGCAGGGCACCCUCUUUGGGGAGAACUUCAGUAGGGAGAGUGUCUGAGCUCCGUAAGCCAGACCGUAGGAAGAGAUACACUGUGGUUGGAAACCCUUACUGGAUGGCUCCUGAGAUGAUUCAUGGAAAGAGCUAUGAUGAGCGGGUGGAUAUUUUCUCAUUUGGCAUCAUGCUGUGUGAGGUGAUAGGCAGAGUGAGUGCUGACCCAGACUACCUUCCAAGGACCCAAGAUUUUGGUCUAAAUGUCCCAGGUUUUCUGGAGCAGUACCACCACCCUGAGUGCCCCUCUUCCUUCCUACCCCUAGCAGCGCUCUGCUGUGACAUGGAAGCAGAUACACGUCCCUCCUUUGCUAAGCUGGAUGAGUGGCUGGAGAACCUGUUAAUGCACCUGGACAUUGGACUGUCUCUCCUGUCUGAACUGGAGCAGGUACGCCAUGCCUUCUGGCAGCUCUAUGACCGCUCUGACAACCAGGGCCACUACCCAGCCCAAGAGCACAACCUCUCAAAGACCCAGAAAACCUGCAUAAAGCACAGCCACUCCAUGGACAACAACAACUGCUUGGAGCCCCAAAACCACAACAGCUCUCAAAAUCAUGAUCCCAUGCAAAGUGAUUCAGAACUCCAGAACAAUAGACAAAGCCCUGACCACAACCACACUUUGGAUGGAGAAACCAAUGACUCACAAACCAACAGCUCCCAGAAACAACUGCAGUCUAUGAACCAAGACCCUAACCACGACUGUUCAAAAAGCUUUGAACACAACCAUAACCAACCAGUACCAAACACACCACAACAUGGCCCGGUACAACACAUUCUUAGCCCACUGCCAAGCCGAGUCCAUAGACCCAGGAGGGUAUGCCGGGUGGUAUGGGACAGAACCACAGAAGAAAGCUCAUUCCUAUGACUCCAUGAGAGACUUACUUCAAGACUGUGUCAAUUUUUGGUUUAAAUUCACACAAUGAUGGCUUUGAACUCUGAUACUUUCUUAAUAAUGUUAUCUACAUCAACACAGUAGCUAGAUGUGUCAUAAUUUAAGGCUAUACAGACUUUCAUUAACUUUACUGUGUUUAUAUGGAAAUUUACAUAAAGCUGUGAACGAUUAUAUUUCAUAUUAUUUGCCAAUAUUUUUCAACUGGGCUUUAGCUUUUUUCGUGUCUUUGUUUUUUUAUGAUGUAUGUAAGCUAUAAGACAUUUAAAUUAAAUCUGAGUUUUGUUUGAUCAAAUUGAAAA
Molecule: messenger RNA, 2902 nt
Organism: Osmerus eperlanus (European smelt)
Lineage: Eukaryota; Metazoa; Chordata; Actinopteri; Osmeriformes; Osmeridae
Product: LIM domain kinase 1-like
Exons: 15
Coding region: 228-2576 (782 amino acids)
Biological process (GO): positive regulation of stress fiber assembly; actin cytoskeleton organization; protein phosphorylation
Cellular component (GO): neuron projection; cytoplasm; nucleus
Molecular function (GO): protein serine/threonine kinase activity; ATP binding; protein binding
Source: RefSeq, a predicted model, not a curated record